Molecule: messenger RNA, 904 nt
Organism: Balaenoptera ricei (Rice's whale)
Lineage: Eukaryota; Metazoa; Chordata; Mammalia; Artiodactyla; Balaenopteridae
Gene: TNNT1
Product: troponin T1, slow skeletal type
Exons: 11
Coding region: 228-806 (192 amino acids)
Biological process (GO): sarcomere organization; slow-twitch skeletal muscle fiber contraction; regulation of muscle contraction
Cellular component (GO): troponin complex
Molecular function (GO): tropomyosin binding; troponin T binding
Source: RefSeq, a predicted model, not a curated record
AAGAGGAGGCUGCGGAGGAGGAGGAGGAAGGUGAGGCCCUGGACUCCGCAGCUCCCCAAAUCCUCGCUUCUCCUCCCGCCCCCUCCCCAGCCCCCGAGGAGCCGGAGCCGGUGGCUGAGCGAGAAGAGGAGCGCCCCAAACCAAGCCGGCCCGUGGUACCUCCGCUGAUCCCCCCAAAGAUCCCAGAGGGGGAACGUGUGGACUUCGAUGACAUACACCGGAAGCGCAUGGAAAAAGAUCUGCUGGAGCUGCAGACGCUCAUUGAUGUGCAUUUUGAACAGCGGAAGAAAGAGGAAGAGGAGCUUGUGGCGCUAAAAGAACGCAUUGAGCGGCGCCGGUCGGAGAGAGCUGAGCAACAGCGCUUCAGAACUGAGAAGGAGCGCGAGCGUCAGGCUAAGCUGGUGGAGGAGAAGAUGCGGAAGGAAGAGGAAGAGGCCAAGAAGCGGGCUGAGGACGACGCCAAGAAGAAGAAGGUUCUGUCCAACAUUGGGGCCCACUUUGGGGGCUACCUGGUCAAGGCAGAACAGAAGCGGGGUAAGCGCCAGACAGGGCGUGAGACGAAAGUGCGCGUCUUGUCGGAGCGUAAAAAGCCUCUGAACAUCGACCACAUGGGAGAAGAACAGCUCCGGGAGAAGGCCCAGGAACUGUCGGACUGGAUCCACCAGUUGGAGUCCGAGAAGUUUGACCUGAUGGAGAAGAUGAAGCAGCAGAAAUAUGAGAUCAAUGUUCUGUACAAUCGCAUCAGCCACGCCCAGAAGUUCCGGAAGGGGGCCGGGAAGGGCCGCGUUGGAGGCCGCUGGAAGUGAGGAUCUGGGCGCUGCCCCCCGACCCCCCUCCAGGCACCCGGGAGCCCUGGGAGUGUGUGUCCCAUCUGUGGCUUGAAAUAAAUGCUCCCCCCGCAGCA